Medicago truncatula (barrel medic) is the source of this 1123-nucleotide messenger RNA. Its product is annotated as putative F-box/FBD/LRR-repeat protein At4g13965. NCBI's taxonomy places the organism in Eukaryota, Viridiplantae, Streptophyta, Magnoliopsida, Fabales, Fabaceae. The record is from RefSeq and is a predicted model, not a curated record. Gene Ontology annotation, molecular function: protein binding. Bases 1 to 1008 code for a protein of 335 amino acids. The transcript is spliced from 4 exons.
AUGUCACAGCGGCUGCGUAUGGAUGAUGAUUACACACCGAUCAAUGAUCUACCAGACACAUAUCUUCAUCAGAUUCUCUCAUUUGUCUCGAUAAAAGACGUCGCCAUCAUAACCAUGCUCUCAAAGAGGUGGUAUUCAGUUUUCCUCUCACAACCCAUCCUCAAUUUGGAUGACAGCCACUUUCGAGAUCCUUCCACCAGGACUUCAAAUUUCCCUUCUUUGGUUCUAAAUACCAAAACCUUGACAUUCCUCAAAUUGAAGAGCGUAACAAUCUUACGAGAUCCAGAUGUUGAUCUCCCGUUACUCAAAGUCCUUCACUUGGAAUCUGUUACUUUCGGACGUCCUGUUUACCUCAGCAAAAUUCUACUUGCCUGUCCCAUUAUACACGAUUUGGUAACAAAGGAUUUAGCACUAACGAGACUUAUUCGUACUCUGUCGGGUAGUAGACCUAUCGAUACAAGCUUAUCCAAAUUGGUUAGAGCUAACAUUUCUGGUUUGCAUAUUUAUUUUGAUCAGCUUCAUAAUGUGGAGCAUCUGCGCCUACAUAUGACUUGGCGAUAUAAUAUAUCUGCCAUCUUUCACAAUUUAACCUACCUCGACCUUACAUUUGACCUCCCUCCUCUACUGCGGGAGACCAGGAAGGCCAAGUGGAUCUGGCUGUUAAACCUGCUUUAUAAGUUUCCCAAGCUUCAAACUCUUAUCAUUGAUGAGGUUGAUACUUACAACAAUGAUGUUGCUGGAGAAUGGGAGGACCGAGAAAAACAAAUUGUACCAGAUUGUCUUUUAUAUCAUCUUACAACAUGCUCACUUAGAAGCAUAAGAAGCAUAAACUGUGAGCUUCAGUUUGCAAAAUAUAUCAUGCAGAACUCAGGAGUAUUGACAACUAUGAAGAUUCAGUUUGCCAAAUCUGCAGAGACCGCUUCAAAGCACCAAAUGUUCAAUGAACUAUCUUCUUUGUGCCCAGCCCGCAAAUGUCAACUUUUAUUUAUUAAUUUGAAUGAUAAUUGAUAUUGCAUGUGUGCAUGCAAUUACAACAACUUUUAAGCUUUUCACCAACAUUGUAAUAACUCUAAUAAUUUUGAGACUUUGUGUACAAUAGUUUAUCCUUAUAACUUUUAUGAUA